CGUCCAUUCCCUUCCCGGAAUCCACAGAGGCCGCCCGACUCGACACCGCCAUGGCCAGCCAGUCCCAGGGCAUCCACCAGCUCCUGCAGGCCGAGAAGAGGGCCAAGGACAAGCUGGAGGAGGCCAAGAAGAGAAAAGCCAAGCGCAUACGGCAAGCGAAGGAGGAGGCCAUGGUGGAGGUGGACCAGUACAGGAUGCAGAAGGAUAAGGAGUUUCGCGCAAAACAGGCGAAGGCCAUGGGCUCGCAGAGCAACCUGGUGGAGGAGAUGGAGGCGCAGGCGCUGGAGAGGAUCACAGAGCUGACGGGGAGCUACCGCCGCUGCCUGGAGGGCGUGCUGGCGCGGGUGCUGAGCCUGGUCUGCGACGUGAGGCCGGGGCUGCACCUGAACUACAGAGCCGCCCACUGAAGCCGGGACCACGGCUCCGUAAAGGGGUCUUGCAAGUCACCCGCUGGCUCCUGGCUUCCCGUCUUGUGGGAUUUUUUAAAAAAAUAAUUUUACUGAUUUUUACAGAGAGGAAGGGAGAGGGAACGAGAGAUAGAAACACCAAUAAAUGAUAAUAAUAAA
Messenger RNA from Myotis myotis, 566 nucleotides. It is a transcript of the gene ATP6V1G3, whose product is annotated as ATPase H+ transporting V1 subunit G3. Bases 51 to 407 code for a protein of 118 amino acids. Gene Ontology annotation, molecular function: proton-transporting ATPase activity, rotational mechanism. NCBI's taxonomy places the organism in Eukaryota, Metazoa, Chordata, Mammalia, Chiroptera, Vespertilionidae. Gene Ontology annotation, biological process: proton transmembrane transport. The transcript is spliced from 3 exons. Gene Ontology annotation, cellular component: vacuolar proton-transporting V-type ATPase complex. The record is from RefSeq and is a predicted model, not a curated record.